AGGCCGCCCCGGCCCAUUCCACGGCGAGCAGUCGUAGCGAGCGCACCGCGACCUCGGCACCGCAGCGCACCAGGCCAGGCCUCCUCACCAGCUCACCACCCGCUCACCGUCUGCAGCAGUUACCGAAGAAACAACAGUCGGAUCUCCCGACCAGGCUAAUACGGACGUGGUUGUCACCAGCAGACAACGGGCCGUGAAAGCCGUGAGGAAUCCGUCAGCCAUGCAGACCUCCACCGUGGUGCUGGUCGCGGCCCUCGCCAUGGCGGCCUUGUUCACAGCAGUACGCGCAGCCCCCAUGGGCGGGGAGCCCGUGUACAACUACGCGCGCCCCGGUGAGAUCGACGCCGAAGACCUCGUGGAGCUGCUGAAGAGGAUAGCGCAAGAGCUGCGGCGACCGGAGCAGGGCUUGCAGGAAGCUAAGCGCGGCAUGGACUUCGGGCUCUCUCGCGGCUUCUCUGGCGCGGGCGCCGCCAAGCACCUCAUGGGACUCGCCGCGGCCAACUAUGCCGGUGGGCCGGGCCGCAGGAGGCGCAGCGCUGCACCUGCUGCACCUGCUGCACCUGGAGCCGCACCUGGCGCAGCGCCACAGCUGUAAACCUGGAUGCCCAGGCGGACGCCCGGCCGGGUCGGGGUCCCCGACGCUUUGUAGCUCUGCAGCACACGGCAGCCACCCGAGCAAGGCCGCGGUCGCACAGCAGGGCCAGCGGUGGAGGCAGAGAGAGACAGCGUCCCUCCUCUCACCCUCUCCCUCUCUUCCACCCCCGCAUCGCCGCCCACCUCGUACAAUCACAGACAGCCACUGUUCCAUCCCACACGACGACCGGGCUGGUGGACUGCUCCUUGAUCGGGUGGCCGAAAAAUCUUUUUCUAGUCUUGUUUUACUUUUGUUUAUAGUUUGAGGUUCCCUCGCUGUAAUGGAGGGCUACAAGAGAAAUGUUCUAAUAGUAAUAAUUAUUAUUGUUGUUAAAUAUUAAUUAUAAUGGUGGAGUCUCUGCUCCUCAGGUCGACGGCUCUGCUGUGUCGGUCUAGGGACCAGAUUAACUGUAAAAAAAUAUCGGUCCUACCUUUACAAGAAAUAAUCGUGUGUCUUACACAAGAACAAAUGUGUCAUGAAGGGGCGGAUCGUACACAGAUAAUGAUCUCAUGAUAAUCAGUUUAUAAAAGACACAUCCUCCUCACCCUUCUUGUGUUAAUUCCACAAUUCCACAUGAGUCAAUAAAAUUUUCUGUAAUUUUA
Molecule: messenger RNA, 1236 nt
Organism: Frankliniella occidentalis (western flower thrips)
Lineage: Eukaryota; Metazoa; Arthropoda; Insecta; Thysanoptera; Thripidae
Gene: Dh31
Product: diuretic hormone class 2
Exons: 5
Coding region: 221-595 (124 amino acids)
Biological process (GO): body fluid secretion
Molecular function (GO): G protein-coupled receptor binding; diuretic hormone activity
Source: RefSeq, a predicted model, not a curated record